UCUGUUAUUACGUGCGAGAAAUCCAAUAGUAUUUUUUAAUUUUAUAAUAUUGUAUAUACUAUAUCGGGCUGAAUAGUUAUUAUUUCUAUAAAAUGUUAAAUUAAAAAUUGUUAAACAUAAACUGAAAAUACUGCCGAAUGUAAUAUUAUAGCAACAUCAAAGAUUUUCGAAUCAUACUUAUAUUUAUAUAGUAAGGUUAAGAAACAAAAGUACAUUUUGAAGAGUAUUUCAAAUAAAUGUUUCAUUUUACACUGUAAAAAUUUGCUUAUUACUGAAAAAUUAUAAUACUUUAUAUAUUAUUGUACCACACUAUUCGUGCUCUAUCUGUGAUCAAAAUUUAUAUUAUCUUUUAUAUAAGACAUAAGAUAAACCAUAAUGAUUAAGUUAUUCAGAAUUUCUAUGUUUCAAAGUACAAGAAAUUUAAUUUGUCAAAGAUUUCCUGAAUACCGCUCAGCACAUACAACUUCAAAAAGUCUUAUACAUUUACAUGAAAGAUCCUUAUUACGUCUUGAAGGAGAAGAAGUGUCAGAUUUUUUACAAGGUUUGAUUACAAACGACAUGAGGCAUUUAAAAGAAGGAGCCACCAGCAUAUAUUCUGUCUUUUUAAACAUCAAAAGCAGAGUUUUAUAUGAUACAAUUAUUUACAAGUCUGAAAGAGAAAAUAUGUUUUAUGUUGAGUGCGAUACUGCAAUUAUAAAUAAUUUAUCCAAACAUCUAAAAAUGUAUAAGUUGCGAAGAAAAGUUGACAUUCAUUCUAUGGAUGAUAAAAUGAAAGUAUGGAUAGUUUAUGAUGAGAAUUCAGCUUCACAAAACAUUGAUGAAUUUAGAGUGAAAUCUAAAUCAAUCGGUAGAAUUUUUCCUUGUGGAAGUAAUGACAGCAAAGCAAGCAAAUUAGUUGAAAACAUCUGUAUAUACACUGAUCCGAGAAUAUCUGAAUUAGGUUUAAGAAUAUUAACAGAAUCUAAUGUUUCCCAUAAUGAAAUUAUUAAACAUCUAAACUUCCCAGACUCAAAUUUCAUACUGUCCAAAAAUAUUUCUGAUUAUCGAGCUUUUCGUUAUAAACUUGGUGUCGCUGAAGGUGUUCAAGAUUUACCACCAGGAGUAACAUUUCCCUUGGAAAUAAAUUGUGAUUAUUUACAUGGUGUUAGUUUCCAUAAGGGCUGUUACAUUGGUCAAGAAUUAACUGCUCGAACACAUCAUACAGGUGUUGUGAGAAAACGUAUAAUGCCACUAAUACUGGAUGGCAAUGAAAAUCAACAGUUUGAUACAGAUGAAAAAAUUAUAAAUGAAAAUGAGAAAAUAGUUGGGAAAAUUAGGAAUCAAGAAGGAAAAUUUGUGAUAGGAUUAAUACGAAUUAUAGAAGCCUUAGCUUCAAAGAAAUUAACAGUUAAAAACUGUACCCUAAAACUUGUCAAGCCUCAAUGGUGGCCAAUGGAAUCCCAAAAAGUAGAAGCUACAUUAAAAUCUGACAAAAAAUGGAAUCCAUUAUUAGCGAAUCAAAAGAACCAACUGAAGAAUCAUCUUUAGAUAUUCAAGAUGUACCAGUAGCUGGAAAUGAAAAGAAUUCUAUUAAAAAAGUUAGAAGUUUAUGGAAAUGUUUUAUUUGUAAUUUACAAGAGCGCUAUGACUACAAAGGAAAUAAUCCCCCAUUUUCAAAACAUUUGAAAUUUCUUGAA
Phymastichus coffea is the source of this 1676-nucleotide messenger RNA. RefSeq names its product putative transferase CAF17 homolog, mitochondrial. The transcript has 2 exons. The record is from RefSeq and is a predicted model, not a curated record. Gene Ontology annotation, cellular component: mitochondrial matrix. Gene Ontology annotation, molecular function: protein binding. NCBI's taxonomy places the organism in Eukaryota, Metazoa, Arthropoda, Insecta, Hymenoptera, Eulophidae. The coding region runs from base 376 to 1527 and encodes 383 amino acids.